CACACUAAGAAAGAACACUUCUGGGGACUCACUUGAUGGGAUGGUCACCUACUUCUUUCUCCACCACCUAUAUACACAUCAGGACUCCUAUAAGGGCAGGAGAGCAACACCCUCUUUCCUCCUGAGGACCACCCCUCCGGGGUCUCCGAGGAAAAAUGGAAGUGUUGGGGCUUCUCAAGUUUGAAGUCAGUGGUACCAUAGUGACUGUGACUCUGCUUGUGGCUCUCUUGGCCCUCCUGAAAUGGUACUCCACGUCAGCUUUCUCAAGACUGGAGAAGUUGGGCAUCAGGCACCCCAAGCCUUCUCCUUUUGUUGGAAACUUGAUGUUUUUCCGCCAGGGUUUUUGGGAGAGCCAAUUGGAACUCCGAGAGCGAUACGGGCCUCUGUGUGGGUACUAUCUUGGCCGUCGGAUGCACGUUGUCAUCUCAGAGCCAGACAUGAUCAAGCAGGUGUUGGUUGAGAACUUCAGUAACUUUUCCAACCGAAUGGCCUCAGGUCUGGAACCCAAGAUGGUAGCAGACAGUGUCCUGAUGUUACGUGACAGAAGAUGGGAGGAAGUCAGGGGUGCCCUGAUGUCUUCAUUCAGUCCUGAAAAGUUGGAUGAGAUGACACCUCUCAUCAGCGAAGCCUGUGAACUUCUCGUGGCUCACUUAAAAGGCUAUGCAGCAUCCAGGGACGCAUUCAACAUCCAGAGGUGUUACUGCUGUUACACCAUAGAUGUGGUGGCCAGUGUGGCCUUUGGCACCCAGGUGGACUCCCAGAAUUCUCCAGAAGAUCCCUUUGUGCAGCACUGCCGGCGUGUUUCCACCUUCUGUAUCCCCAGGCCUCUCCUGGUAUUAAUCUUAUCAUUUCCAUCCAUAAUGGUCCCAUUGGCCCGGAUUCUGCCCAAUAAGAAGCGAGAUGAACUGAAUGGCUUUUUUAACACACUCAUUAGGAACGUGAUUGCCUUACGGGACCAGCAAGCAGCAGAAGAGAGGCGGAGAGAUUUCCUGCAGAUGGUGCUGGAUGCCCAGCACUCCAUGAACUCUGUGGGCGUGAAAGGCUUUGACAUGGUCUCAGAAGCCCUGUCCUCUUCUGGGUGCACAAAGGAGUCACCCCAAAGGUGCCAUCCUACCUCCACAUCUAAGCCUUUCACUGUGGAUGAAAUUGUGGGCCAGGCCUUCCUCUUCCUCAUUGCGGGCCAUGAGAUCAUCACAAACACGCUGUCCUUCAUCACAUACCUGCUGGCCACCCACCCUGACUGCCAGGAGAGGCUUCUGAAAGAGGUGGACCUGUUCAUGGAGAAGCACCCAGCCCCUGAGUACCACAGCCUGCAGGAAGGUCUGCCGUAUCUGGACAUGGUGAUUUCAGAGACCCUGAGGAUGUACCCACCAGCUUUCAGGUUCACACGGGAGGCAGCACAGGACUGUGAGGUGCUGGGACAACGUAUCCCUGCAGGUACAGUGCUGGAGAUAGCUGUGGGUGCCCUACACCAUGACCCAGAGCACUGGCCGAAUCCUGAGACCUUUGACCCUGAAAGGUUCACAGCAGAGGCCCGGCUUCAGCAGAGGCCGUUCACAUACCUGCCCUUCGGAGCUGGCCCCAGGAGCUGCCUCGGAGUGCGGCUGGGCCUGCUGGUGGUCAAGCUGACAAUACUCCAGGUCCUACACAAGUUCCGCUUUGAAGCCAGCCCUGAGACUCAGGUUCCACUUCAGCUAGAAUCCAAAUCUGCCCUAGGCCCCAAAAAUGGAGUCUACAUCAAGAUUGUGUCACGCUGAUAUAGAAGGCACGUGGGAAAGAGGAAGCACUUUGUAAUGGUAACAUCUGCACAUCGCUGCAGGAGUGCACCCGGGAUUCAGAUGAAAGCCUCGUGUGGAGAUGGAGAGUUUAUAGGAACAUGUGUCUUAGGGUGAUUAAAAGGGCGCGUGGCAUGUGAGCAUACUUUGUCACAAUUCCUAAAUGUUUAAUAAAUGUUUACCAUGCUUCAUUUUGA
This is a messenger RNA of Mus caroli (Ryukyu mouse), 1972 nucleotides long. It is a transcript of the gene Tbxas1, whose product is annotated as thromboxane A synthase 1. Gene Ontology annotation, molecular function: heme binding; iron ion binding; steroid hydroxylase activity. The record is from RefSeq and is a predicted model, not a curated record. NCBI's taxonomy places the organism in Eukaryota, Metazoa, Chordata, Mammalia, Rodentia, Muridae.